Messenger RNA from Protopolystoma xenopodis, 237 nucleotides. NCBI's taxonomy places the organism in Eukaryota, Metazoa, Platyhelminthes, Monogenea, Polystomatidea, Polystomatidae. The record is from the annotation of a GenBank genome assembly.
ACUGCGUUGCUUGCAGCAAUCCACGCCUACUUUAAGAAGCCAUCGGGUCUAUGCGCAGUGAUUCGGCUUCAGGAGAGGUUGGAGACUCUGCAAAUAUCAGAUCUGGAUCACGCUGUUCGUUACCAGAAGAUAUGUAACCAACUCCGCGAAGACUUGAUUGGAGUGAAUAAACGGUUUCGUAGUAACCUCCUUCAUCCUCCUUUGGAGCGGAAUAUUCCACCGUUUGCUGGUAAGUAA